AUGUCUGACGAAAAGCCGCGCAUCCUGCUUUACAUCCUGCGCCGCGACGCCCGCCUCUCAGACAACCCCAUAUUCACAGCUGCCGCACGACAUGUUACACGACAACAAGAUUCAGCGUCGCCAUCCAAGGCGGACCUGCGCACAAGAGACGAUUCGCUGACCUCGGAGCACCGAGGAUCUUCGUUCACCCACCUGCUGCCCGUUUAUAUAUUUCCCGCACAACAAAUCGAGUCGUCUGGGUUCCUCGCCUCUCCAUCAGACAAGUCGCCGUACCCAGAAGCACGCAGCCAUUACGCAAAGAUGUGGCGCACUGGACCUCACCGCGCGAGGUUUAUUGCGGAAGGUGUUUGGGACUUGAAGCAGUCGCUUGAGGAUAUGAAAUGCGGUUCUGGGUUACAAAUCAGGGUUGGCAUGAUUGGCGAUGUCGUCAAGGACAUCCUUGAGUACUAUUCAAAAAGUGGCGGCUCCAAAGGCGAGAUUUCUGGGGUCUGGAUGACAGCAAACGAGUCGGUCGAGGAGAAAGAAGAGGAGGUAGUGGUCAAGGGACACGCGAAACAGCACGGAGUCGACUUCAAGCUGUGGGAUGACGAGAAGUACUACAUCGACAAUCGCGACCUGCCUUUCGACAAUAUCUCACAGCUCCCCAACAUCUACACGACAUUCCGCAAAUCAGUUGAACCUCUACGAGAUCAGCCUCGCCGUAUCCUUCCAGCCCCCACACAGUUACCGCCGCUCCCACCCGAUAUUGCGCCUCAGGCAUCACCGUUCAAGAUACCCACAAAUUUCGAUGACCUGAUGAAAGCCCUCCGAGCGCCAUUCGACAAAGACCCUACGUUUGGCCUGGUAAAGCCUCCUCAGUGGCCUGGAGGUGGCGUAGAGUCGGCGCAUCCUUUCUCAGGAGGCGAGACUUAUGCGCUCGAGCGCAUAUCUCAUUUGAUCUCGAGCGGAGCCAUGAGCUCGUACAAAGCUACACGGAACGGCAUGCUCGGACGCGACUUCAGUACCAAGCUAUCUGCGUACCUCGCACAGGGACAUUGCACAGCUCGGCAAAUCCACUGGGCGAUGUUAGAUUUUGAAGAAGGGCGGGGAAACGGAAAAGGUGUACAAGGAUACGGAAAGGGGGAGAAUGACGGUACAGCAGCUGUGAGAUUUGAACUGCUGUGGCGGGAUUAUUUCCAUCUGUGCAUGCGCAAGUUCGGAUCCAAGAUGUUCCAUCUUUAUGGCAUCCGUCCACAGGAAAGCAGAAACAACAAGACUUCGCCUCCGCCUAAGAACUGGAAGCGGAUUGACAAGCGAACACAGGGUAAUGACCCUGCUCGAACUCUGGAGGCAUUCUGUCGCUUCCGUUCCGGGCGGACCGGCGUUGGUCUCAUCGAUGCAUCGAAUCGCGAACUCUUCCUCACCGGCUACACAUCGAACCGUGCUAGGCAAAAUGUUGCCUCCUUCCUUGCGUCGCAUCUCGAGAUCGACUGGCGCAUCGGCGCGGAGUGGUAUGAGUGCAUGUUGAUCGACUACGAUGUACCGAGCAACUGGGGCAACUGGCAGUACGUGUCCGGCGUAGGAAACGAUCCCAGACAAGGUCGGGUGUUCAAUCCCGUAAAACAAGCGUUGGACUACGAUCCCCAGGGCGAAUACAUCAAGGCAUGGGUUCCGGAGCUGCGUGACGUCAAGCUCACAAAACAAGUUGGACCGCAAGGGAGAGAGGAGAUCGACAAGCAGCGCUUAAUGGGUCUGUACCAAGCCAACAAACUCGCGGAAUGGGAGAAAGAAAGUCUGGGUCUGAAGGGCGUCGAGUGGGUCGAGAGGCCCUUGGUCAACAUCAACUUUUCCGUUGGGCGCGGCCGAGGUGGCCCUGGUCGCGGGGGCACGCGGCCCGGUCGAGGUGGUGGCGGUGGGGGAGGAGGACCUGGCAGAGGAGGACACCGCGGAGGUCAUCACCCACAGCAGCGAGAGCAUGGGAGAGGUGCAAAUGGCGACAAGCCGCACGUGAUGAACGGUCCCACUAUCGUUAGCAGUCAAUGA
Messenger RNA from Didymella exigua CBS 183.55, 2022 nucleotides. Its product is annotated as cryptochrome DASH. NCBI's taxonomy places the organism in Eukaryota, Fungi, Ascomycota, Dothideomycetes, Pleosporales, Didymellaceae. Gene Ontology annotation, biological process: photoreactive repair. The record is from RefSeq and is a predicted model, not a curated record. The transcript is spliced from 2 exons. Bases 1 to 2022 code for a protein of 673 amino acids. Gene Ontology annotation, molecular function: damaged DNA binding; FAD binding; deoxyribodipyrimidine photo-lyase activity.